UGUUUGGCCUCUAUUACUGCACCAUAUGUGCUAUAUUUGCUUGCACUGCAAGUACGCUACAUUUAGCGUGCAGGGUAAUCCGUGUACGUUUUGAUACAAUUCGGACAUUUUAACAAGAGAGGCUACCAUGGAAAAAAGGAGUGGACAAGUGUUCACGCCGCUGCAUCCCUGGCAAUGCAAGAAGUCGUAUACUCCAUUGGAGUCCGAAGUUCAAGUUGAUGUUGAGUUAAAUCGCCCCACGGCCACCGGCAGGACAGACUGGACCAUCAGGAAAGCCAAGAUCCCCGGGAUCCUCAUGGUCUUCUCGGCAUCGAUGAACCUCGUAGCGUUCAGCGUAAUCAUCGUGGUCGACGCAUUUUUCUCCGAAUUCAUGAUAGCCUGCCUGAUCUACCUGACUACAGGGGUUUUGGCCAUUGUUGGUGCGUUCAAGGUUCAGAGCACCCAAGUUGUGACACUUGCCACCCUGAUAAUGGCCUGUAUAUCUCUCAACCUCGUCGGGGCUCAGUUAUUAUUGCGGUUGUUUGAUUUGGGAAUCGGGCGCGGUCUUGCCGAAAUACCCAUCGGUUCACAGGUUUCACAGCAGAUUAUCUACUGGACGCAUGUCGUACUCUUGUUCAACUCGUUCCUCACGCUUGCCGUCUGCAUUGCCCUGGUCUUUAUUGGAAGCAAGGUGAUCUGCCAGUGCUGCGGAGGUGGCGACCAGGGGGAUGACGGGGCAAGACAAGACGCGGCAGUCAUACCAGGCGGCGAGUUCGAAUCCCAAGUGCCCUUUCUGUCAAUAGAUUAAUAGGUGGUGGACGGAUGAAAACGCGUGCUAUAUGUACUAUAUGUACAUGUUCAUGAAUAUGUCGAAAGGAUUUAAAUGAUGCUCUACUGUCGAGGCGGUUAGCAGUAGAUGGCGAGGCCCGACAGAAUGCUGCAGUCUUUACGAGACAAAAAACUGAAGUCGAAUUUCUGUCAAUAUGGUGGACGGAUUACACAUAUACAAAGACGAAACGCAUGCCCUUCUCAAUAGCUAUAAAAUGUAUGGGUAAACUGAUGAUGUAUGCUAUUACUCGGAGGUGGAAGGGAAUAACAAGUCAUAACGUAUUACAAAUAUUAUAUCAUCAUUUAUUACCAGUGUCAAGUAUGUAUCAAAGUUAGAAUCGUAAUAAAUGAAACAGAUGGCACAAAGUGAUCCCUUGUUCGCUGGGCAACUCAUGAUAAACCUUUAGUUUCUGGUACAUACAUAUAUCACCCUGAAUUCCCCUGAUUACUGAGAAUCAGGUCCAAGGGGUCUUCCCAACCUGCUGAGCAGGCCUGUCCUGGGAAUGGAGAAUAGCUCUUCAAUAAUGUUUGAAUUACUGUGUUCAAGUCUUCCAAAGAAAUUACAUUGUGCUCAUAGGGUAGGUAAUUAAAGGUUCUUCAAUCAUGAAAUGCGCUGUUGGUUUGUCAUUUGGAUAGCAAACAAAUUGCAAACUCUCUCGAAGUGAUUGUCCAACUUACCAUCAGAAUAUACCUGUAUUUUUACCAAUAA
Molecule: messenger RNA, 1516 nt
Organism: Lineus longissimus
Lineage: Eukaryota; Metazoa; Nemertea; Pilidiophora; Heteronemertea; Lineidae
Exons: 4
Coding region: 128-787 (219 amino acids)
Source: RefSeq, a predicted model, not a curated record